AUUUGGAUCCUGUGGUAUGAAGUUCUAACUUUUUAACCAAGUGAAUAUCAUCUCCUGUACAGAUUGACAUCUACCAUUAAUGCCAACACUUAGUGCGUAACGCUGAAUAAGCCAACUGAUGAGUUUAGGUUUCUAACUUUAUAUUUUAUCCUUCCACCCCUGCUUGUUCAGCUUCUUCCUUCCUGUUAUUCUUUUCUACGAGGUGUUCAUUUAGUCCAAAAAUUCUUGCUUGGUUGACAGCACAAAACUUUUACAGAAAACAGUUUUGUUUCUGUCAAAGAUUAGACCUGAAGGCUUGAAGUUCAGUUUUGACCUCUAAAUGUCAAUUAAGUUAAACAGUAAUAUUUUGUGUAUUUUUAAGUCUUAGUUUUGAGCCUUACUCAGCCUGAAAACAAGCUCUGCCUAUAUAUUUAUGCAGGGUAGGAAAGAACUAUUCUUUGUGAAAUAAAAACACAGGAAAACAAAUAGGUUUGCAGCACAUCUUACUCCGUGUGUACUCAGAUGUGCUCUAGUAGCUUCUAAAUGAACCUUGCCCAAUGCUAAGAUGAUAAAUCAGAUAAAUGAGUCAAAGAAAAAUAAACUUGAAAUCCCUCAAUCUAGUGUUCGGGCACACAAAAUGCCAGCGCAUUGGUGUCAAAGGGAGGGAAUUUUUUAAUUCUCCCAAAUCCAAAUAACAGUGUGGGCCAUGUGCUGUGUUAGAAGAGUAAUGUAAAGUGGGCAAAACUACCUCCCAAACUUCCUGUACCAAAAGAUCAAUGCCAGCUCUCUGAAUUCUCCAUGUGCACAGCAUCAGCACAGUCAUCAGGCUUUGAGGUGAACACUACGCAAGGUGCUGGAGACUGAAGGUUGCAAACUUAGAGCUCCUAGUUGGAGGGUCUGGAAGCUCUUUAACUCAUCCAGUGUGACUCUUUCCCCAGUACUUGCCAACCUAGUUCUGAAUCAGGGCAAAACAGAUAAUUUGUCAUUUAGAAAAUCAUGAAAACCAGCUUUAGGAUCACACUUCUUAUAUUUAUUUAUUUUUUAAUCCUGAAAGCAGCUGUGCUGUUUGAAGGGUUGGCACUUCCCCUGAAAACAUGCCAGAUGGAUUUCCAGAGCUGGCUUGCCUUCCCAGUGGGGUUAUUGCUGUGCUGUGCUCUUCAGACAUCUGCUGGUCAGCAUCCCACAUCUCACAACUGCACCAGUGAUGCUCAAAGAAUAUACUUCAGCCACUCCUGUAAGAUUGACCUACCCACGUCCUCCCAGAUUAAGGUGGAAGCAGAUCCAUUACAGCAUAAUGAAGACAGCAGUGGGGUGCAGCUGGGUCCUGGAGAGCCUAUUAUUCACAACAGGUGGGAGCUGAGAGCCAGAAAACUCCAGAGUUGGAAUGUUACCAUGGUCCUGUCUGCACUCAAUGCCAUCUGGGUGACGGAGGAGAUGGAGCACUCACUGGAAGUGGAGUGGGAGAACCCACCAACAGAUGUGGAUUAUUACAAGCUAAAAUUCAGAUCCCUAGUGGAGAUGGAUGAGAAGCAGGUCAUGGUGCCCAAAAGCAAUGACCCUAAGAGUAGAUACAUCCUGACUGGCCUGAAGCCUGGCACAGAGUACGAGGUCACUGUCAUACCUGUGAAAGACAACACAGAAGGGACACCAUCCUCGGUGACUGUGGGGACUGGAGUUGAUGACCCAACCAAUGUGACAACCGACCAAGUGAGAGAGGAUACUGCCACUGUCACGUGGAAUAAAGUGGAGGCUCCUAUAGACAGGUACAUGGUGAGAUACACCUCAGCUGAUGGGGACACCAAGGACAUAGAGGUGGGGAGUGACAACAACAUGAUCACCUUACUGGAUCUGAAGCCAGGCAUGGAAUAUGUCAUCCACAUCUGGGCACAGAAGGGACCCCAGAGGAGCAAGAAGGCAAGCACCAGGACUGUGACAGAAAUCGACAACCCAACUGAACUGUUGUCUGACCAAGUGACAGAGGAUGCAAUUACUGUUUCCUGGAACAAAGUCCAGGCUUCAAUAGACAGAUACAGACUGAGCUACACCUCAGCUAAUGGGGACACAGAGGAGAGAGAGGUGGAGAAAGACAAGAACGUCACUACCUUGGCAGGACUGGAGCCAGGCACAGAGUACAUCAUUUACAUCUGGGCAGAGAAGGGAGAACAGCAGAGCAAGAGGGUCAGCACUGAGGCUGUGACAGGUAAGUGGACAGUAGGUUUUGUUGAGUGUAAGCUCAGAGAUCAGAGAUCAGAUGCCAUUAGGCUUAGUCCAUCCUGGACAUGUAGUUUACCACCACGCUGUGAUCUCCUCUCUGCUUUUUUAGGGAUUGAUCCUCCCAAGAACCUCCAUGUGUCAGAGGUGACUCAUUCUACUGGUGUGGUUACCUGGGCUCCUCCUGCAGCACAGAUUGAUGGCUACUCCCUGACCUACCAGGGUCCGGAUGGCACGAGUGAGGAAGCACAGCUGGGUCCCAGUGAACAACAGUUUGUGUUGGAAGGCCUGGAACAAGGAGUGAGGUACGCUGUCUUUGUGAAGGCCCACGAGGGAGGUCACCAGAGCAGAAGGACAGUCAGUACCUUCUCAGCAGUGAGCCUCCUGUACCCGUAUCCCAUGGACUGCAGCCAGGUGCAGCAGAAUGGAAAUGGCUCCAGCGGCGUGUACACCAUUGACCUGACUGGGGAUGGCAGCAGGCCACUGCAGGUGUACUGUGACACAGCCACUGAUGGAGGAAGGUGGCUGGUGUUUCAGAAGCGGAGCUCUGGUGAGUUGGAUUUCUAGUAAUGCUGGAAAAAUUAUAUGGAAGGCUUUGGAGAUCCCACUGAGGAAUUUUGGCCUGGUCUUGACAGGCUGCACAACCUCACGAGCAGCAGCCCCGUCCGCUACGAGCUCCAUGUGGAUUUGCAGACAGCCAGCAAAUCCCUCUAUGCUGUCUAUGACUCCUUCCAGGUUGCCUCAAGCAGGGAGAGAUACAGGCUGUCAGUGGGGAAUUACAGAGGCAGUGCUGCAUGGGACCUCCUUCCUCAGGGUGUGAACUGGGAGCCAUGGAAAGGCCAUGAAUUCUCCAUUCCUUUUACGGAGAUGAAGAUCUGUCCUCAGUCAUCCAGUAAGGAGGCAGUCCUGGGGAGGAAGAAGAGGUCUUUGUUAAGAAAUAUUCAAUUGUUAUCUUUGUCAGGGAAGAGGGAGAAGAUCAAGGCUUAA
Neopelma chrysocephalum (saffron-crested tyrant-manakin) is the source of this 3177-nucleotide messenger RNA. RefSeq names its product tenascin-N-like. Gene Ontology annotation, molecular function: protein binding. Lineage: Eukaryota; Metazoa; Chordata; Aves; Passeriformes; Pipridae. The record is from RefSeq and is a predicted model, not a curated record.